Molecule: messenger RNA, 1759 nt
Organism: Vanessa tameamea
Lineage: Eukaryota; Metazoa; Arthropoda; Insecta; Lepidoptera; Nymphalidae
Gene: Pex3
Product: peroxisomal biogenesis factor 3
Exons: 2
Coding region: 432-1553 (373 amino acids)
Biological process (GO): protein import into peroxisome membrane
Cellular component (GO): peroxisomal membrane
Molecular function (GO): protein-macromolecule adaptor activity
Source: RefSeq, a predicted model, not a curated record
UGAGUCAAAAUGACAAGUCCUUUCGCUUAAAUUAUGCGGUACUGAUAGCGCCUGUUCUUAUAAUUGAAAAUUAAUAUUUCGAUAGGUAUUUUGUCUCAUAUACAAUAAAAAAAAUAUCCAUUAAAUAUUUAUUUGAUUAUGAAUGAAGCACAAGGUGUGGAUCCACAGUUUGAAGACUUUAUCCUGACAGAAACACAAAAACAACGAUUCCAGGUUUUAGUACACGGACUCACGGAUACGUGUUGGGAUACGUGUAUGGGUCGACCUUCAAUUCGUUUGGAUUCCAAAACUGAAGUAUGCAUUAUGAACUGUGUCGAUAGGUUUAUUGACUCCACAACCUUUAUAACGAAAAGACUUAUGAAUACAACUAAAUACCGUUCUGACGCACCACUUGAAUUUCAGUAGAAGAAAAAGUAAGGAAAAAAUAAAAAAUGUUUUCUAUGAUUAAAAACUUUUUGCAACGUCAUAAGAGGAAAUUUAUAGUUACCGGUGCCGUGUUUGGCUCUUUAUACUUGCUUAUGGGCUAUGCUCAAAAGAGGCUCAGGGAAUGGCAAGAAAAAGAAGCAAAAAAAUUCUUUGAAAUGACUCGUAAAAAACAACACUUUGAAAGCACAGAAAGAACAUGUAAUCAAACUAUACUUUCAUUAUCGAAAAUAGUUUCUGAAAGUAUUUUAAGUAUACUUAACACUGAAGAGAUUAUACAAAAGUUGCAAGAUAAUCCUGAUAAUAAACUUGCUUUAUGGGAACAAAUGAAAGUAAUGAUUUUUACUAGGAUUUGUGUCUUAAUAUAUGCUUUGUCUAUACUAAAUGUCACUUUACGAGUACAGUUGAAUAUAAUUGGUGGAUAUCUGUACAGAGAUUCGAUGCAUGAAGACGAACCUCUUAUAGACAGUGAGCUACAAGCCAAAUACUUAUCUCUCUGUCAUCAUUUUGUUGGCCCAGGAGUUGAGGAUUUAGCCAGGCAAAUAGAAAGAGCUGUUAAAAGAGUUGUAGAGCCUAUUUCUUUAAAAAAGAAAAUCACCUUACAGGAAGUUGAACAAGUAUUUUGGUCCAUACAAACAAUCUUGUGCACAGAUACUAAUGAUGGGGACCCCAUUAAAAAGAUGGUUCAUUAUUUGGUGGACCAUACUGAAAUAAAUGAUGCUAAAUUUGAUACAAUUGUUAAAGAAACAAUGGACAUUUUAGAGAGUGAUGAAGUAAUGUCAGUUGCUAUGUCUACAGUUAGUAGAAGUUUUUCUUCUAUUGUGGAUGAAGUGGCAAACUUAUUCACUGCCAAAUGGGUACCGACUAAGAAAAAUCACUUAGAAGUCAUAGAAGAUCAUGUUAUUACAAAUGGAGCCAUGAAAUUGGGUGGCAAUAUAGAUCCAUUUAUUGACGUGAACAAACUUGAUAUGCACUUUGUGAAGCUUUUGCCAGUGGUCAAUGAACUUAUUACAAAAAAUACUUGCAAAAACAACACCAACAUUCCAGACUUACUUACACAACAGCUUACAUUAAACGAAAAGUUAAAAGUUCUUGGUGCAAAUGUAUAUGAAGUGUUUAGCAAUAUAUAAAACAUAUGGUAAAUGUGAUUUUUUUUAAGUGAAAGAAAAUGCCUGUUAAGUUUAUUUGGAUAAAUUGUAGUGUAAAAUUUAAUUUACAAUUAUAUUUACAUUCAUUGGUUUAUAAAUAUGGAAGUGUUUGCACAUGGUAUAAAAAUAAAUAUUUCUUAUUUUAUGUGUUACUCAAUUUGGGGUCAGUAAUAAAAGUGUAUGAUUAA